This is a messenger RNA of Stylonychia lemnae, 1071 nucleotides long. The record is from the annotation of a GenBank genome assembly. NCBI's taxonomy places the organism in Eukaryota, Ciliophora, Spirotrichea, Sporadotrichida, Oxytrichidae.
AUGGUUGAAGCCAAGAACUUUAGAGACGAACUUAUUGCUAAUGCAAGAGCUAUUGUUAGACCAGGAUAUGGUAUCCUUGCUGCUGAUGAAUCAACUGGAACCAUUGGUCAAAGAUUCGCCAAGAUCGAUGUUGAGAACACCGAGGAGAAUAGAAGAGCUUACAGAGAACUUCUCUUCACAACUGAGGGUCUCGAAAAGCACAUCUCAGGAGUCAUCCUCUUCGAGGAAACUCUUGGACAAAAGACCACUGACGGUGUCCUCUUCCCAGAGCUAUUGCAGUCAAAGGGAAUCAUUCCAGGCAUUAAGGUCGAUAAGGGACUUGUCAUUAUUCCAGGAACCAACGAGGAAAAUGCCACAACUGGAUUAGAUGGUCUAGCCGAGAGAUGCCAAAAGUACUAUUCUCAAGGUGCCAGAUUCGCCAAGUGGAGAGCUGUUGUUAAGAUCGGUAACGGAAGACCCUCAUUAGCUGCUAUCAUUGAAACCGCACACACUCUUGCUAGAUAUGCUGCCAUUUGCUAAGCUAAUGGACUCGUCCCCAUCGUUGAACCAGAGAUCCUGACUGAUGGUGAUCACUCUAUCGAGGUAUGCGCUGAAGUUUCCGAGAGAGUUUUCAGACAAUGUGUCUAAGCUCUUCAAGAGCAAAAACUCCUUCUUGAGGGUCUCCUCCUCAAGCCAAACAUGGUCACCCAAGGUGCCACCUCAACCGAUAAGAAAUCAGCUGCCGAGAUCGCUUGGUACACCGUUAGAACUCUAUCAAGAACUAUCGUUCCAGCAAUCCCAGGUAUCACUUUCCUUUCUGGAGGUCAAUCAGAGGAAGAGGCUACCCUUAACUUAAAUGAGAUGAAUAAACUAGAUUCUAAGAUUAGACCAUGGGCUCUCUCAUUCUCAUAUGGACGUGCUCUAUAGUCAUCAACAUUAAAGGCAUGGUCAGGUAAACCAGAGAAUGUUAAAGCUGCUCAAGAAGCUCUCCUCACCAGAGCUAGAGCCAACUCAGAGGCUACUUUAGGUUCAUAUGCUGGUGGAGCCGCUGGAGAUUCUGCAAGCCAAUACGUUGCCAACUAUUCAUAUUGA